AACCUAUGCUUUGGAGUGUCAGUCUUCGAGCGCGUUUCGAGUCGGUUGCACGUGGCCUUCUCAAUACCUUCCCUCGGUGUGUUGCGAGUAGGAAUAGCAGAUAAGAUACAGUUUAACGGAAGAAUCCACUUCGCGUUCAGGAUGAUGCGUUUUGUGUGAAGGAUCGUUCGUCUAUAUGGGAUGCAGACAGACGGUCGUGCGAGUGCAAGUGCAAUCGAGUGCAUCUAAGCAUGUAGGAAGCAAGUGUAUCUAAAACAAGUCACAGAGCGAGCGAGCGAAACGCGGGGUCGUGCUUCCUGUGCUCGGCUGGCUGUCUGGCCUCUGGGGCUGUGAUUAGGAGCUAUUUGGUACGUGCUGCGCUUCUCAAUGAGGGAAAUGCAUCCCGUUGGUUGGCUGGCAAUUGAUAUGUUGUGUUUGCAGUAGUGGCUUUGAGGGGUUGACGCGGUGAAAUUGAAGCAAGAAGUAAAGAAGGGAAAUGUGAGCGAAACAUAGGAGAAAAAGAUUACGACCAGUAAUUGUGUGAAGCGGGUGGAAAUGCAUGUCAGUGAGGGCGACAUUUAUGCUCCAUAUAAUAGUGUAGUGUGGAUAAUGAUUUAAGUGCUUGUGGCGAGGGCUCAUUACGUGGUGGCACUGGCAGUUGAGAGGAGGAUCCAACAAACGGAAUAACGUGUGCUAAGUCAUGUUGACGUGAAGUGCGAGGUGGCGGAAAAAUCGUUGUGAAGAGGGGCAUUUUUUCCGUGACAAAUGUGGUGAAGUGUGACUGAGUGAUACUGUUACAAAUUACUCAUCGAGGAAUUUACUGGAUUGAGGAUAACUAUAUCCAUUAUGGACAUGCACAAGUGGCCGAGAAUAGCGUGCUGCUGCUACUUGUGUUUUAGAGGGUGAUUACGUUUGAUGAGGAUAUAUUUACGUCAGAGACAGCGGAAAGAUCGAUUUGCCAAGCGAGGAGGAAGAAACUGCACCAUCAGCAGCUGCCAUCUGCAUCCGCAAUCAAAUAUCAAGCAAGUCUGGGGGAACGAACGAAUAUGCUGCUGCAUAAGAAUCAUAAUCAUGGACUUGAAGACUUGCAGCGCUCCGAGCAGAAAUAUCUUUGAAGAUUCGGACACAAACCGUGGACCCUGAAAUUGACUGUGGAUCAGAACGAAAUUGGAAGAGAUUUUCCAUCUGGUUGCAUUCGGUGAUUACGUUUGGUGAAGUGUAGGGAAAUAGCUUAGUGGCUUCGAUUUGCCAGACAUUCAUCACACGGCGGUACAGAUUGCUAACAGCAAAUAUUUGAGUGAAUGUAACCGCAAACAUAGCUUUAUCCAUAAUCCGACUUACUGUUUAUCGUCAGAAUAUGUUGAGCUGCCACCCACACCCCGCUUUCGGUUGUGAAGACGCGCGUGGUUCCCAUUAGUCAAGCGUUGACGUGGCAAACAAAACAGUGAACCGAGACUCGCUCUCUCCAUCCGGUUUUCAUCGCGCAUUUCUGUUGAUGGGACUAAGCAGACAUUAAUUAACCGUGAGUGUAUUUGUUUACGGUGUUAGUGCCACGCGGCUUGAGGAUAACCAAUCGGAAGAAGGUCGUUACCCUAUGUAUGGAACACUGUCAGGAAGGGGCGAACCAGAUCUUGCAUAGAUGAACGCAGUCAUUCUGUUAGUUCAAAAAACUAAACAAAACCACGACAAUAGCGCUUCCGGAAUAUGUCAGCUAGCAUCCACCGCAUGUCACUAGCAGGAAUAACAACGACAAUCAACGGAUCCGCAGUCCAACAGGUGCUGGGUAAAAUUGUGUCAUCCUCCUCGCCAGCGGAAACGCGGUAUGCGACGACGACGGGGCGCAUAAAAAACGCAUAAAGUACCAAUCUACUGAACAUUAAGUAGACACACAUAUGCAAGCGAGCCUCCUCCCCACGCCGGACAGGAUUAUGUAAACGGGAAGAUGACAACUCCAGCAACGCCAUCUGCAUGUGUUUCGCCACCGUUGCACAAUGAGGCACCAGUUGGAUGAACAUCGACGACUGCACACCACUUCCGGCAACAGCAACAUCAGCACGGGACUAUCUUCGAGAAACGGCUUAACAAAGCACAACUUUUUUUUUGUCUGUUUCCAACGUUGCAAUUUACCUCUUGUUCUGAACUAAUAAUAAAUGCACACCCAACAACGCAGCAGCAACACGGAGGAAAAAAUAGUGGCAUACAUCUAAGAGCCUGAAACUACCACCAGUGGACCUGCGAAUAAAGCACAAACAAAGCGCGUGGGAAACUUUCCUGUAUUAAGCUCAGCAGCAGCAACAACAAAAAAACAGAAAAACUAUAAUAGAACAGCACUCCGUGAUAUAUGGAACAGAAAGGCUGCCAGGCCAGAACGGGGGCUUAACCGAACCAGAGCAGAAUAAAGAAUAAAUAGAUGACUAGCCCGAGAGGAGAUAGCUAGAGUACGGCCAUACGGAGCCGCCAACGGAGCAGUAAUAUGGCUCGGCGAAACUUUAGAAAUGAUGGAUGCAUCUGCUGCUGUAAUCAGAGACAACUACUGGUCGUGGUAGUGUUUUUCACCAUCGCCCUGGGAGCGCCACAUUCAGAUCCCAGCUCCCUGUCAGACAACUACCUGGCGCCGGCAAUGUCACAGGCAUAUUUUGCAACCCGAAACAAUACCAAAGUCACGGCACAAAAGGGCGGCACUGCGCUUCUGCCGUGCACCGUACUGACACAAACUUCCGCCCUGGUAUCCUGGGUGCGACGGAGGGACUUCCAACUGCUAACCGUGGGACUUUCGACAUACAGCAGUGACGAGCGCUUCCUGGUGCACCAUAUCCGGCACAUGGGCCACUGGGCGCUGCGGAUCAAGGCCGUUCGGGACGAGGACCAGGGCCUGUACGAAUGCCAACUGUCGGUGCAUCCGGUGCAGUCGGUGUUCGUCGAGCUGAAAGUUGUAGAUGCCGUUGCAGACAUCGUGGGAGCUCCAGAUUUGCACAUCGACGAAGGAUCAACGCUGCGGCUGGAGUGCAAACUGAAGCGAGCUACCGAAUAUCCCGACUACGUGUUCUGGUACCAUCAAGAGAGCAUGGUAAACUUCGAUCAGCAGAAUGGCUUUUCGGUUACGCCAUUUCAACCGGUUGACAGUACAGCCUUGACGGACGAAGUAUCAGACCAGCCUUACCCAACGCCGAUGGACCAGUCCCAUGAUGGACAGCUUCAUCAUGGUCACGGUCAUUACCAUCAUCACCACCACCACAGAAACCAAGAGCAUCAUCAUCGACACCAUCCACGACAUCAUCCCCACCAAUUGGCACCACAGGAUCCAACAAUGGUGGACGACAGCAAUUUGGGCUUCAACGUGCUGAACCUCCUGAACCCGGCCGCGGUGCCAUCGGGAUCGAUGAGCCUUCUGGACGCUCCACUGCUAGAUUCCGGCGAGCUGCUGGCCACAGACUUGACCGCGGGCUUUUCUGCCGCCGAAGAGCAACUGCAUCAAUGGGCGCUGAACCAAAGCGGCUUUCUGCCCUAUUCGCACAUCCUGUCGCCGGCCACCAGCGUUCUGACAAUCAAGGAGGUCCAUUCGAAGCACGCCGGUAACUACACCUGUGCACCGUCCAACACGCGACCGGCGAGUAUUACGGUGCACGUGUUGCAAGGUGAAAAACCAGCCGCUAUGCAGCACGCCAACCGGAGCCAGCUGGAAGAUGGCAAAACGAAAGGAAGCAGCAGCAGUGGCACCAGUAGGGCACUGUACAGCCCUCAACAUCAUCCACUCGUGGCGCUUCCGGUGAUGACGAUGCUUUUGCUUCUCCUAUUUCAAAUACGAUUUCUUUCGUCACUGGGGCGAAACCAUGGCUACCCAGAGAGCAGGUGAGAGCGGAACAGCCCCCCACCCCCAGGAUGGAGCAGAAGCACGCCAGCACAUUCGACUUCCUCCCAGAAACAAUGGAAGCAAACAACAGUAGUACAGACGCCACGUCUCCUGGGUUCGCUAAAUUAGGUUAAGGUGAUUAUAAAACGAAGCCACACCUCAAAUUUUCAAGAGCACAAGACUU
Aedes aegypti (yellow fever mosquito) is the source of this 4013-nucleotide messenger RNA. Its product is annotated as TSC22 domain family protein 1. Gene Ontology annotation, cellular component: neuron projection membrane. The record is from RefSeq and is a predicted model, not a curated record. Lineage: Eukaryota; Metazoa; Arthropoda; Insecta; Diptera; Culicidae. Gene Ontology annotation, biological process: synapse organization. The transcript has 10 exons. The coding region runs from base 2453 to 3832 and encodes 459 amino acids.